UUUCAGUAUUUGGGAAAAUGGUAUGAAGCUGAGAAAUAUUUCUUUCUGUUUGAAUUCGGAGGGAAAUGCGUCACGGCCGAUUACAAACUACGAGAUGAUGGAGCUAUUCGGGUUCUUAAUAAACAAAUAGAUAUAUUCUCAGGUAUCCAAAAGGAAAUAAAAGGGGAAGCGACGCAAGUCGGUCGUUCUGACGAAGCCAAGCUGUCAGUCCGGUUCCCUACCCUACCGGUCGAUGUAGCGGCCCCAUAUUGGGUUGUGGAUACCGACUAUGAUAAUUACGCAGUCGUUUGGAGCUGCUAUGAGUUUGGAAUAUUUCACACAGUUAACUCCUGGAUAUUAACGAGACAACAAAAUCCACCAAAAUCAGUAUUGGAUGCGGCUUACGACGCGAUCGAUAAGAAUCGAAUCAGCCGAAAAUUCUUCCUGAAGACUGAUCAAAGUGAUUGCACUAAUUUCGACGAAUAAAGACAUAAUAUUUUUUCUUACCUUGUUAAUUUUAAUUUAAGUGCCAUCUAUUUGUCAGAUUAGAAAUAUUACGUCGUAGCUUCAAUACGUUUGGACAUAAGAGAAAUAGUUGUAAGCGAUUGUUCCAAUUGUCAAAUAAUGUUUAAAUACUUAGUGUUGUGGUUUAAAUAGUGUACACUCGUAUAUGCUAAGCAAAUCUAACAAAAUCAUAGAGAGAAUAUUGUUCUAAAAUUGAAUAACCUGGUUAUUCACUGCCAUCUAUUGAGCGUUUAAGUAAAUUUUUGUCUGUUUAUAAAUUUUAAUGAUCUCGACCUUUUUUUUUUCUUACCUAAACUGAGAGCCUUGAGAGGCUACGUCAGCGUAACCUAAGAGCUCACGAGGUUCAAGCUUGACGACAAUGCUAACACUAACCCUAGCGAGAGCAGUGCUUCGCAGAAUCUACCACCGGUCGGAAAAGCGACCCGCUGAGAAGAUCCGCCGAGAAACUCAGCGAGCUGAUGCAUGGGUUAGGUUACAUGUCGAAAUCUUUGUCGAGUUGGACGAGUACGGUUACCGGGGUCCCUAAGCCGGCACCCACCUGAGCGGGUAUACAAUAUAACCCUACCACCGCUGUUCUCUAUAGGCUACAGUCACCACGUAACACCAGAUGAUCUGUAGGUUCGUCUGCCUAUUACGUAAAUAAAAAACCAAGAAAGUUCAGCACGAAAUGAAAACGAUUUCUUUAAUUAGACCAAUUAUAAUUUUAUUCUCAACUUAAAUAAAUUAAAGCCUUCACAA
Molecule: messenger RNA, 1242 nt
Organism: Bombyx mandarina (wild silkworm)
Lineage: Eukaryota; Metazoa; Arthropoda; Insecta; Lepidoptera; Bombycidae
Product: apolipoprotein D
Biological process (GO): lipid metabolic process; response to reactive oxygen species
Cellular component (GO): cytoplasm
Molecular function (GO): pigment binding
Source: RefSeq, a predicted model, not a curated record